Messenger RNA from Rubroshorea leprosula, 427 nucleotides. The record is from the annotation of a GenBank genome assembly. Lineage: Eukaryota; Viridiplantae; Streptophyta; Magnoliopsida; Malvales; Dipterocarpaceae.
AAAUUUGUUAACUGCCUCUUGCAAAAGUAUUUCUUACAUAUGUUUAUUGAAGGUUGAAGAUGUUGUUCUGAAAUUUGAAAGCUUGCACAUGAAAUUUGAGAUAACACCAUCAUUAGAAUCAUACAAGGAGCUCAUUAAGUUUUGCUGUAGUUCACGUAAGGUGCAACUGGCUCUUGAUAUUGUUAACCAGAUUUCUCAAGACGGUUUGAGCUUGUCCAUAGACAUGCUAAAUUGCAUAUUGCAUGCUCUUGAAGAGAACCAUGAGUGUAAUUUGGUUCGGCGAAUUUAUUCAGUGAUCUGUUGCCAUAACCUUAAGCCAAAUGCUGAGACAUUCAGAAGGAUGAUAAGUUUGAGUGUGAAAAUGAAGAUUUUGGUGGUGCAUAUGCGAUGCUGAGUGAUUCAAGGAAAAUGAAUGUUAAACCUGUAG